Macadamia integrifolia is the source of this 999-nucleotide messenger RNA. RefSeq names its product zinc finger protein 4-like. Bases 196 to 756 code for a protein of 186 amino acids. NCBI's taxonomy places the organism in Eukaryota, Viridiplantae, Streptophyta, Magnoliopsida, Proteales, Proteaceae. The transcript has a single exon. The record is from RefSeq and is a predicted model, not a curated record.
UGAGAUCAUUCUUCUUUCUUUUAAAUAAGGAAAAAGAAAUCCACUGCCACUUCCUAUCCAUUAUGACAUCUCUUUCUUUUCCAUUUAUUCUCCAUUUGAUCUACUCCUUUUUAAGAACAGCCACCACCACCAUCUUUGGGGAGGCUCUGUUUCUUCAACUUCCCUGACCUCUAUAAUUUCAGGCUAGUGCUGAAAAUGAUCUCUCAGAGGGAAGAAGAAGAAGCAACAGAUGCAUUGGCAUGCGACAAGAAUGUCGAACAGAGAAAGGGUGCCAAUGGUGAAGGAGCAAUAGCUGAAGAUAACUUGGGGGAGUGGUUAAAUUUGAGCCUUGGCAGAAAAGAGUCCUUCAUGACAGGGGACUCUAACUCCCCAUCAAAAUCUUCUUCCAAUAGGGUCUUUUCCUGCAACUUCUGUAGGAGAAAGUUCUUCAGUUCCCAAGCAUUGGGUGGUCAUCAGAAUGCACACAAGAGGGAAAGAGGGGCAGCAAGAAGGUUACAAUCUCAGAGGGAGUUGCCAAUGAUGGGUUUGCCCCUACUAGGCGUUCGACCCCACUCACUCGUGCGCAAACCAAGCAGGGAAGGAACAAGAAUGGGGGCAUGGAUCAAUGAUUCCAACACAGGUUUCAGGAUGGCAUUGAUACCAUUCACGCUUGAAGAAGCAAUUGACUUGAUGUGGCCAGGAAGCUUUCAUGUGGAUUCCCAACUGCCCAAGCAGCCACCAGAGCUACUUAAGCUUGACUUGAAUCUUCGACUCUGAUCAUAGCCUAUAUCAGACACUGACCUGGGUUCCUCUUUAUGUCCACUAUACUUGUGUGAUCUUGCAUUUGUUCAUCGAUCAACCAAAGAAGGUUGCUAACUUAAUUAGGAUGAACCAGGCAAACUGAAGCUUCAAAACACUUGUAAUGAGGCUAAUCCAUGAUAAAGUGAGUUUACCAACUGUUUUCACAUGGUGUAAUAGAAAACACAAAGUACAUUGUGCUUUCAGUUCUUCAAAGUUCCA